AUGCACGCACAAGCCCCGGCCACCCACCACGCCAAAACCCGGCAAUCAAGCACGCCUAACCUGCUCAAGAAACCAGCACCCCGGCCGCCGAGCACCCACAAGCCAAUAAGGACGUCCAUCACAAACCCCGCCGCCAUGCACGCCUAUGCCGCUGAAAACGUCUGUGCCCCUGCCGGUAAGCACGGUAAAGCCACCGGUGACUCCCACACCCCGGAUGCCAAGCUACCCGAAGCCGGCGCCGGAGUCCAUCUCCUGCACAGGGCCGAAGCCGCCCCCGAUCCUCAAGGACUGGCGGUGCUCAAGACUCGGCCGAUGGCAAGGGGAAGUGCAACGGCGGCAGCAGUCAAAUGGCUAUCAAGGCGACGGUGGAUGCAUGCAUGGGACCUAACGGUGGUGCUGAUUCGGCACGAGUCGGUUGUGUCGACGGCAAGGCCUUGGACAGAAGGGAGUCCGGGAUAUUGGCGCAGGAUGGCCGCGACAACUGGAAGCGUUCCCGUGACGAAUCAACGGAGGACGCCUCGGCGGCAAAGCAAGGCAGCCGGGGCAUGA
Ectocarpus sp. CCAP 1310/34 is the source of this 549-nucleotide messenger RNA. The record is from the annotation of a GenBank genome assembly. Lineage: Eukaryota; Phaeophyceae; Ectocarpales; Ectocarpaceae.